Apis dorsata (giant honeybee) is the source of this 2301-nucleotide messenger RNA. It is a transcript of the gene ZnT77C, whose product is annotated as zinc transporter 1. The transcript has 11 exons. Gene Ontology annotation, biological process: intracellular zinc ion homeostasis; zinc ion transmembrane transport; detoxification of zinc ion. Gene Ontology annotation, cellular component: membrane. The record is from RefSeq and is a predicted model, not a curated record. Gene Ontology annotation, molecular function: zinc ion transmembrane transporter activity. Bases 676 to 2211 code for a protein of 511 amino acids. NCBI's taxonomy places the organism in Eukaryota, Metazoa, Arthropoda, Insecta, Hymenoptera, Apidae.
ACAUUUGCCGGAGUAAACCAUUCUUGAACUGAUGUUAGAGUUCGCGGGCAGAUCGCGGGAACAACCGUACUGGACAACGUUAUAAGAGUGGCAGAUCACACAAUUAUGAGAAUAUACCGAUUUUAUAAUAAAAUCGAUCGUGUUGAACUCACUGCGAGUUUUUUCUGGUUUCAAUGGUAGACGUGCUAUUGUACAUAGUGGCAUGCUUGUCGACAUGGAGAACCUGAUAUAUCUCGAUAAACCGGAGUCUCAACAUUCACGUUAUUAUCAUUGGAAAUUCUGCAAAAUUAAUACUUAAAUCAAAUGAAUGCACCGAAUAAUUAUUUUAAAUUAUCGAAAAAAUCGUGCCAAUUAAUAAAAUAAUUAAAUAAUGCAAUAAAUAGAAUCGACGUUCGUGGUAACAAAACAAGAUGAUGUCAGGAGGUGAUAGGACUUCGCCAAGAAAACGGGUAGACAACUGGAUCUGCGUCAACAUGUUGUUGUUAUUUCCUUGGAAAUUAUGCGAGAAAAAUUGCAUGGGGAACACACAGUGGUUCUUUCCGUUCGAGCCCGUUAUCAUGGUGGAGCGUGGAUGACGGAUAUAGCGCGUUACAGAGGCACAACAAGUUGCAUGGUUCGAGGGGACAGAAGCGGAGGAGACCUCUAUUGGCUCGAUUGAAGGCUAAGUGACGGGUCAUGGCUGUGAAAGAAUGGUUCAGAAGACUACAGCCGGUCCAGUUGUACCUGGUCCUGUUCUUCACCACCGCUUUCUUCCUCGUCGAGAUAGUCGCUAGCCAUGUGACUCAUUCACUGACAUUGCUACUCAACGCUUAUCAUAUGCUGUGCAACAUUAUUGCACUUGUCGGCUGUAUCGCAUCAAUCAAGUAUAGUCAUCGUCAAAAUGGUUACAAUGAUAACAGCACUUCUAGUUCGUUACGAAAUUCUGUUAUUUGUAUAAAUGGCGAUGAACGAGGUUCUUCCACAUCUCUAUCAACAAAAACUAAGCAAUCACGAUCGGAUAGGCGAAUGAAAAACACUUUCGGUUGGGCGAGGAUAGAUAUAGUCACGAUGCUCGUCUGCUGCGUAUUUCUAGCAUCCUUCUGUUUUUCCUUACUGGUUGAAGCUAUGCAGACUUUGGUACACAUAGACCACUUGGACGAAAUGCACCAUCCUCUGCCUGUUCUUACAAUUGGUGCAUCUGGAAUCCUCCUCAAUGCGUUUUGUUAUAUAUUAAUUGGAGGAUAUACCUUUAAUCAAGGUAUUGUUCUUCACGUCACAAUGAAUGGAGAUGUGAUAUUACGAAGAAAUGUUAAUUCACAGCAAACGAAAGUGGGUGAACAACAGUUAUCUUCGCAAACCAGACGAAGUCCUUUGGGCAUACCAAAGAGCCAAGGACUUCGAGAAACAUGUCGUGAUGCUUUGGGCUGUGUUUUCGUUAUCUUGGUAUCUAUUCUAGUAUAUUUCACCGAUUCUGGCGUAGCCAAAUAUAUCGAUCCACUUUUCGCUAUUAUUUCUUCCAUUUCACUCUUCGCCCUUAGUUAUUCAUAUAUGAAAGAAUCAGGUUUGAUAUUGCUUCAAACUAUUCCUAAUCAUAUAAACAUCGAUUCUCUUAAAAGAGAAUUGCUAGAAGCUUUCCCUGGGAUUGUGAAUGUCCAUGAUUUACACGUAUGGCAAUUAACGGGACAAAAAAUAAUAUCGACAGUUCACAUCAUAUUCUUGGACCCAAUGGUAUAUACCAGUAUUACUGAUCAAGUAACAGCAUUUUUUAUAGAAAUGGGAAUAACUCAAGUUACGAUACAGCCGGAAUUCCAUAAGAUGAGGCCAAACAUGGAAAAAACUGGUUGUCUAAUUCGUUGCCACGGUGAACAUUGUAGUUCAUCUCAAUGUUGUUCAAAAGAAAAAUUUAUCGAAGACUCAUGUUCAGACUUAUCGACCAAGAAACAAGGACAAUCCAUAAAUAAGAAACUCGAGAAAAAGGAAAUUAUUCCUUCUUCAACUACAAUUGAUCUCAAGAAAUUCGCUAUUCAUGAUGAAGAAAGUUCACGAUCGUGUCAAAUGACUACAAAUCAAUCUGACGGAAGCUCAUGCCAAUCAAAGAACAAACAAAGGCAAAGUGAUAAAGAUAAUACGAGAGACGAAAGUUCCUAUGCGAUAAACGUAGAUGUUAAUGAUGGAAAUCAUGUUUCAUGUACUACGAAUCACAGUAACAUUAAUCCAGAGGUCGCAUCAUAACGUUGAUUUAAAAAAAAAACAUUAUAGAGGACGCUUUAUUGAAUUGGAUCAAAUGUAACCUCAAAACGAUAGAAGAUAAAUAGAAAAAAU